UCCAAAAAAUAAAUUUUUAGUUAUAUAGAAGGCUUUCUGGAUUUAUCUCUCAUUCUCUCUCGAUUUUCACCUUCAAAUCCACUCUACUCGAUUCAGAAAUACACACUUAUUAGGCGGGGAGAGGGAGAGAGAGAUGUCGUCUACAACGUUUCAGCGGUUAUCGGAGAGGACCAAGAACUCGAAGGCGUUCUUCUACAGUUUCUGCGCAGUGCUAGGAUCCAUUCCCGUUACACUUGGCUAUUUCACUAUGAAGUUUACUAAUUCUAAUAACGCUGCUCUUGAAGCUCGUUUGCGCCAAUCUGCUGAUCCUAAUCUCACUAAGGUGGGGACUGCCACUACAGCAAAAAUGAAUGAAUUUCUUGGGGAACUGCAGAGGAAAGAGAAGCAGAAGGCUGACGAUAGAUAUUUUGCUGCUUUGGGGUGGAAACCCACCAAAAACCCAAGCGUUUCAACUCAACCAGAUGUAGAAGCAAGCAGAAACAUAAUAGAUGGGGAUCUUAAGAAGUUAGCGUAAUGUUUUAGUUUCUGGCUGAUCUUGGAUAAAUAUUUACCUCCGCAACUAGCUUACUACUGGCGUCAAACCAGAUGAACACCAAAAAAGACGAGAAAAUAGUCUGAUGAUGGUUAUGUGAAGGAGAAUUAUUUCUCUGUAUCGGAUUAUUAGGUU
Daucus carota subsp. sativus is the source of this 667-nucleotide messenger RNA. RefSeq lists its product as uncharacterized. The transcript has 2 exons. The coding region runs from base 134 to 514 and encodes 126 amino acids. The record is from RefSeq and is a predicted model, not a curated record. NCBI's taxonomy places the organism in Eukaryota, Viridiplantae, Streptophyta, Magnoliopsida, Apiales, Apiaceae.